This is a messenger RNA of Helobdella robusta, 312 nucleotides long. RefSeq lists its product as hypothetical. Bases 1 to 312 code for a protein of 103 amino acids. The record is from RefSeq and is a predicted model, not a curated record. The transcript is spliced from 4 exons. NCBI's taxonomy places the organism in Eukaryota, Metazoa, Annelida, Clitellata, Rhynchobdellida, Glossiphoniidae.
AUGCAAUCAAUUUUUGCGUGGUCGUGUGUCGUACAUGGAAUGUGGUCAUUGAACUAUGUACAAUUUGGCACAGUUUUACCUGCAGCCCACAGAAAAAUAAAUUUGUACGUGCAUACCAGCAUGCAAGCACUGGCAGAGCCCCUGGCCAAACAAAAAUUUGUCGGUGUAAAGGAUGAAAAUGUCGGCGUGAAAAAAAAUCGCACGAUGCACCUGCAACAGACAAACAUUAUUCUCUACAAGCCAUUCCUUCGAGAUAUAUAUAAAUUUGCAAGAUACAUUCAUUUAAAAUUUGAUUUUCCGGACUAUAAAUGA